CCGGAAGUGGCUGUUGUUCCAGAGCUGCUGUCAUGUGAUAGCUCGUCCGAAAAGCUGCUGUUGACAGUAGCUUCCUAGCUUCAGAUGAGGCUAAAGUAAAACCACAGAGGAGAGAAGUUUUAUGUUUGCUGUAGAAGAACAACACGGCUCGUUUCUGACGGAGAGCAAGGAAGCGGGGGUCGUGUAGUUUCGCCCCUCGGACGCUGCCAUGGGUUGCUGUUACAGCAGUGAUAACGACACUUCAAGUCAGAAUAAUGAAGAGACUAAGUCGCUGAUCACUCCACCAAACCCUGCCAGCAAACCCCUGAAUGGAAAUGACUGGGGCAAUACUAACCUCCCCCCACAACGGACAGAUGAACAGGCCCUUCUUACGUCCAUUUUGACGAAGACCGCACAGAACAUCAUCGAUGUCGCAGCGGCUGACUCUGUAAUGAUGGAACCCAAUGAAUACAUGGACCGAGCUCGGCAAUACAAUACGAAACUGGCUAUGUUGAGCACCAGUCUUCCCCAAAAGAAAACGCUCCCUCUCCCCUCCCUCACCAGCCAACCCCACCAAGUGCUUGCAAGUGACCUGGUGCCAUACUCAGAUGUUCAACAGGUGUCUAAGAUAGCAGCCUAUGCCUACAGUGCUAUCUCACAAAUCAAAGUGGACGCUAAAGAAGAUCUGGUUGUCCAGUUUGGUAUUCCCUGAUUUUGCGAAGCCCUGCAUAUUCCUCCACCCAUCCCACGCUCUCUGUGUCACUCCUGCAUCCUCAUCUCCAGCCCACCUUUUUAUUAAAGCAUUUUGGUCCUUGUGCUUCUUAGCUAUGCCUCUAACUGCUUCAAAGAUGGAGAAAAUGGAGGAUUUGACAUCCUUUGGUGUAAUGAUGGAUCAGUGACGGUUGUCAAAUGGGCAGUUGCAGAUGGUUUACUGUUGAUGAGUAUUGUCUCAUAAACAACAAAUCCCUUAUAUCUAAGGCACAGGCUUUGUCAGAACCAGCUUUAAAGAAAAUAAUUAUUAGAACAUGGAUAAAUGGUUUUCAAGACCAUCUCACUAUUUUGUUUGUACUCCUAGCCUGUAACCUAGGGCAAGUAAGGGUAGCUUUACACCUUGAUGACUAAUUGGUACAGUGCUACUGGCUGGGUUGAGUUAUUGGCUCUUUGUUUAAAUAUUUGAUAUAACUUCCACCAGAACACAAGAAAAUAAAUUCUGUGGUAUGGAAUAAUCAACACCAUCAUAGCUACAUGUUACAUGUUGGCACUGCAUAUGUCUUUCUCUCUCUGUUAUCCUGUGGUGACACACCCAAUGCUCAGUGUUUUUCGUUGGAUACAAAAACUAUGUAAAUAUUGGAACCAAAAAGGUGAAUAUGUUUUUGUUUCCCCCUCAUGAUGAAGAUUAUUAUAAUUAAUAUGUAUUCUGGUAAUCUGGUGUCACUCUCCACUAAGAAUCAUAAACCAUCACACCAACCAGGCUGUAGUGAAUUUCAUUGACAUUUCUUUGUAAUGUAUAAAAAAGAACCCCGAAUCAGGUUGGGUUGGUAAUUUGUCAUGUGAUGUGUAGACUGCUAUGGCAUCUGAGGUCAAAUCAUGAGUGACCUGUCCAUGGCAGGUGAGGAUGCAAACACAAAGCAGAGGGUGUGCUGGGUGGGCCUGCUAAUGUCACUGAGAAUCGACGGAGAUUUCAUGGGGUCAGAGUUCUCGAGUUUACAGACGGUGAUACUAGCACUAAAGAACAGGCAGGCAGACUCUUUAUAUCAAAUUCUAUAACUACACAUAUUUAACAGCAGUGCUGGCAUUCAGGGGUGAAGGGGGUUCUGUUGAGGGUGCAGGAACAGAUACUGUGUAUUCAUGCCUUUGUACAGAAUUAUGUGGUUGACUAUAAAACCAGAUGAUGGAUUGUAUGAAGUUCUUUUUGUAGAGAGUACAUUGGUCAGGAUUGGCUGAGAUCUUGUGGCAAUUCUAUUUUUUUUUUUUUUAAAUGAAAUGCAAGAACACUUUUAAAGCCUGCAUUUGUUAGCUUUUAAACCAAGCUUUUCGCUGCAGAUUGUAAUAUGAUGAGUUGUUAAUAUUAAUCAGAAACUAACCAUUGUAGCAGUGUGGGGGGAGCAUUUGCAUCUAUGUACACACACACACACAGUGCAGAUAAAAUUAUCAGACAUUUUUGUGAUUAUUUAUUUGUCUUUUUAAAUGUAUAUGUGCUCUUCGGAGGAGAGCGUGUGGCUGUAAGCGUUGGCAGGGGGCAUGGCGAGCCGCUCUUGAGCCUCUAAAGGGAUGUUCUACAAGGCUGUGAUUAUUUAAACUGCGCAACUGAUUUGAGCUUUUUUUGCAAUGGGUUAUUGCCAAUUUUUUUUUCUGUUUUGUUUGUUACUCUAUCUGUUAAUACUACCUGAAAUAUGUUUGUAAUAUCUUAGGCUAGUAACAAAAUGUUUUUUUGUUUUGUUUUUUGGUUUAAUUCAUUAAAGACUUUCAACAACA
Molecule: messenger RNA, 2454 nt
Organism: Mugil cephalus (flathead mullet)
Lineage: Eukaryota; Metazoa; Chordata; Actinopteri; Mugiliformes; Mugilidae
Gene: lamtor1
Product: late endosomal/lysosomal adaptor, MAPK and MTOR activator 1
Exons: 5
Coding region: 209-691 (160 amino acids)
Biological process (GO): cellular response to amino acid stimulus; cholesterol homeostasis; positive regulation of MAPK cascade
Cellular component (GO): late endosome membrane; Ragulator complex; membrane raft
Molecular function (GO): guanyl-nucleotide exchange factor activity; molecular adaptor activity
Source: RefSeq, a predicted model, not a curated record